CCCAUGAUAAAGUCUUCCUUUUGGCCUGUUUGUUGGUUGCAGUCCAUGGAUCAGCAGGGCAGUAUGUCUCUGGGAUUAAACAUCAGACUUGCACAGGUUUAUCUGGCUUUAACAGCCAUAUGUGUGUGUUGUGGUCAACCUCAAGAAAGCAGCUACGUCUUCAAGGGUUUUCCACAAAAUGGCCGGCAAGCAGUCCAGAGGAUGGGGACACCUGACUCUUCCAUGGGAUCUCCUGCACUUUCUCCCUCUGGGGAAUGGAUGGCUGAGUCUAAUUGGUUCCGAAGAGAGAGUGACCGCCCAGCUCCCCGAAGUCUCGCACCCGGAAGGCCACAACUCCUCACGUAUUCUUCCUCUUACUCCCAAAGUGGCGGGCCGACUGCCGUCCGACACCCCAGCCACUCUCUUCAGAGUAAUCCAGGCAGCGCUGAUCUUGGAGCACUUGCAGUGGUCCACAGCAGCCACAAUCGGCCUGUUCCAUCUCAGUUUGGCUACUGGAACACAAACCCAGUUGAGUCCGGAGCUGCAAGAAAAAGUGACUCCACCAAGAUGGUUGCGGUAGGCGAGGGUGUUUUUAUCGAGCGUCAGAAUCCUGACCGACCGUACUCCUCCCCCUCUGUUGUGUCUAGCUCUGCUAUACAUUUUCUUGAAAGCAGUGCCCAUAGUGGGCAGGCUUCUUCUAGUAUCCAACAAGCACACGGACUUGGGGCUGGACACGGUGCUACGGUGAGCACAUCUAUUGCCGAGCAGCCCUCUAAAGAGGCUCUGUCGAGAGGAGGAGCUCAGUAUGUGAAAAUUAAGCUACACAAAAGACCAGCUUGGGCCCCGCAUCCUCUAACAUCUCAUCACGAAGGCCAGGGCCAGUCCUUCGCUAGUGUAGCUAGCAGCUCUUCCCAUGCACAACACGGACAGGUAAACGCACCUGUUGAAGCCAGACGUGAACAAGCCCCCCAGAGCAACAACUGGAGUGUUCAGUCAGUGUCGGGCAGAGAUGGCUAUGGCCUUGACAAACCUAAGACUAGGGAGCAGGGUGAGCCAGUCCAAAGCCAGUACAGACCAUAUAAAGUGAUCCAUGCCAGCAACACUCUUGCUAUGGGACAACCCACUGACGCAGGAAGCUCUGUGCCAGAAGGCCACCAAGGGCUCAAAAAUGCAGACCCUCAAGUGGUUGCCAGACCAGACGGCUUAUUUGAUCCACAUAGAAGCGCUGGUGACGUCCGGAAAACCACAAGGGUCAUCCCUCAGUACAGCAGCAGUAGUAGCAGUAGCAGCGCUAAGCCUGGAUGGAAUACAAAUGUGAAGACAACUAGUCAACCUCAGGGUUUCAGACCGAAUGGCAUUGAGAAUUCAAAAAGUCCUGUUCAGACUAAACCUAGCUGGGCCAGUUCUGGUGUGGGCGAGAGUGGCCCCAGGCAAACUCAGCUCUCACCUGUGUGGCAUCAGUUCACCAACUCCCAUUCCCAGAGCCAACCAGGUCCAGAGCCAACAAGAGGAGUCAGUGGUGCAACUCGUGUGCCCCAGCAGGUGAUGAAUAGUGGCUAUGCUACGGAAUUAAGCUCAGCGGCUCGUUGGCAGACACGCAAAGUCCCCAAGCCCGGUCACGUUUCAACAGGCGCCUACAACCGAGUUGGCGCAGGUGCGAUCCAAAGUUCUGGUCGGAAAGAAAAUACCUGGAAAGGCGCGGGACUUGCUGCCAUUAUUACAGGCAAGGCCGACUACGGUCCGAAAUUUGCCCGUCCGAGCUCGUUCGGCUCUCUGAGUGGAGGAUCCGCUCCAAGCCAGGGUGUUGGCAAAAGCAUUCAAAUUCAAACCAGGCAUGGCUAUGUUGACGUACCGUUUCUUUACAGCCCUUUUCCAGGUCAUUUGCGACCUUCGAGUCGCACUGGGCCUAGACUGAACCCCGAUAUUCUGAGAAGACUGUCUGAGGUGGAUCAGAACAUGGCCCGUUUGACUCAAACCGAAAGUUCCACGAGUAGCUAUGUAGUUGGCACACGUAUGCAAUUGUCUGCCGGCUCCCAGAGCAGAAACCCCGUAAGACCCCGAAACCCCAGGAAGUUCAAGCCUGUCAGCCUGGCUGACAUUGGUGGAAGUGUUGUUAUCAAAUCAAAAAAGAGGACUCGGUCUGCACGAGAAUUGAAUGACUCUGCUGCUUUACCACGCCCAGGGAAGACUGUUGAUGGUCAAUUGUCUGAUGUUAAUAAUGGUGUUGACCAUGUCUAGACCAUUUCUAUCCACAGACGCUGUCCAAAAACACAAGUGUUGGCCACGGUCCAUCUGGAGGGGACCAUGAAUUUCACCAUGAAUCCUCCAGAGCCUUGGAUGGCACAAUUCUGAAACCUUGAAAUGAGUGGGCACGCGCGCACACACACGGAACGCCCUCUUGUGCGUCUGUUUUGAAGUUCUGCACAGGCACAGCUUGACCUGCUGGCUCCCUCUGAUGCUAUGGAACGCGUUUGUUUUCAAAGAUGUUCUUUUAGAGUUGUCCAAUGGCUAUGCAGGUAAUCCCAUUAUUAAUUUAUUCAUGAACAAUGACUGGUCCGGUUGGUCUCGCUGAAGUCUGUCCACAGGGAAUGCUUUGGAUGGAGCUGAAGGCAAACUACCUGGAUAGGACUCCGGCUUGGACUGACAGAUGGUCUUUUUGUCAUCCUGCUUUGCUUAUUGUUGCUGAAAUGAUUCAUGAAGAAUGAUUCUGAAUGCUUCUGUGAAACUGUCCCAAAUCGGUGCUACAAUAAAUAAUUUGAACCUCAA
Messenger RNA from Sardina pilchardus (European sardine), 2745 nucleotides. RefSeq lists its product as uncharacterized. The transcript has 3 exons. Lineage: Eukaryota; Metazoa; Chordata; Actinopteri; Clupeiformes; Clupeidae. Bases 4 to 2217 code for a protein of 737 amino acids. The record is from RefSeq and is a predicted model, not a curated record.